Periophthalmus magnuspinnatus is the source of this 4150-nucleotide messenger RNA. RefSeq names its product phospholipase B1 (gene plb1). The transcript is spliced from 43 exons. The record is from RefSeq and is a predicted model, not a curated record. Bases 174 to 3434 code for a protein of 1086 amino acids. Gene Ontology annotation, cellular component: brush border membrane. Gene Ontology annotation, biological process: phospholipid metabolic process. NCBI's taxonomy places the organism in Eukaryota, Metazoa, Chordata, Actinopteri, Gobiiformes, Gobiidae. Gene Ontology annotation, molecular function: A2-type glycerophospholipase activity; retinyl-palmitate esterase activity; phosphatidylcholine lysophospholipase A1 activity.
UUUAAAACUUUGCCCUCCUUUGAGCUCCACGCCUUGCUCAGGUGCAGUGUUCUUUCCAGGCAGCAGACAGCAGAGAGCUCUGUGUGAGGGGACACAGAGGACUCAGAGGACGCAGAGGACUCAGAGGACGCAGAGGACAGAGGACUCACUGUGCUAUAGUCUCAGUGGACAUCAUGAACACCAAUGCUGCCCUUAUCCUGCUGCUGGCCAUGUCUCUGUGUGCUGCAGGAGGAGUGUUUUCUGGUGAUCAUACACAUGAGAGAUUGACCCAGAGCUCAGAGACAGACUACUACCAGUCAGUGCUAUGCCCUCCCAUGCCUGCAGCCUUAGCCCCAUCACUGUCAGUGCAUUCUCUCUCACCUGCUGACAUAUCUUCUGUGUAUGCUGUGGGAGUACCAGCUUCACACAGAAAUGAAGUAUUCAGGGUUGUCAACAGACUAACUGAGCUGCUGUCCAUGUUUAACCCAGAUGUCCUCACACAAAAUGUGGAGAAUUCUGUAGAACAAAGGACACUCCAAGCUGAAGUUGAAGAAAUAUCACUAUACCUUGCACAAGACAGCCAGUGGAAGCUUUGGUUGCUGUUUGUUCCAGCCAGUUCCCUGUGUCCCUGUUCACCACAUGUUAUUGAAGAUGUUACUGCAUUGGUCCAAGAAGUGGAGGAAACUCUUCUGAUCAUGCACAACAAGCUGCACCGCUCUUUGGUCCAUGUGGUGGUGUGGAGUGGACCUGAUCACCUGGAGAGCUCCUGUGAAUGCCUCCAGAACGAGAACAUAAACCAACGGCUGCAUCGGGCCUCACUUCUCCAAACACUGCAGGACUCAUUAGACUCGCUGAUGGUGGACAAACAGUGGCACAGUGAUGACUUCAGUGUGGUCCUACAGCCUGUCCCAGUCAUCUCUGAGUCUGUCAAUUCUGUGUCAGAUGUAAACAACAUGGUCGUUCAGCUGUGGACUAACAUGCUGCAGGUUCCAUACACAAAGAGGUCAGAGGUCAUGGACAGCUCGCUCAUGCAAAUCCCCUGUCCUUCCCUGGAGCAGCCAUACCUACGCACACAGAUGAACUCGCCUGCCGAGAAGGAGCAGAGGGCGCACAGCACAGCACCUGCAGCCGUGGAUGUGUAUUAUGGGACUGAACUUCCAUGCACACACCGCAGUCCUUCUGCCUCUCCACCCACCUCAGUGCAUGAGGUCAGACCUGCAGACAUCAAAGUGGUCGCUGCUGUUGGAGACUCUCUGACGGCUGCCAAUGGUGUAGGUGCAAAGGACAACAACCUUCUGGGGGUGAUGACACAGUACAGGGGACUGUCGUGGAGCAUCGGUGGAGAUGGCAACAUUACUACAGUCACAACCCUGCCCAACAUCCUGAAGGAGUUCAAUCCCAACGUGACUGGCUUCUCUGUGGGGCAGGGCUCACAGGACAAGCCCGAAGCCUUUCUCAACCAGGCCGUAGCAGGGGCCAAAAGCGGUAAUAUGGUUGCACAAGUGCGUGUGCUGGUGGACAAGAUGAAAACUGACCCGAGAAUCGAUUUCCACAAUGACUGGAAAGUGAUCACGAUGUUUGUGGGAGGAAACGACAUUUGUGACUUUUGCAUGGAUUCUGUAAUUUACUCUCCCCAGAAUGUAAUAAACCGCAUCAAAGCCGCUCUGGACAUCCUCCACAAGGAAGUGCCUCGGGCCAUAGUGAACCUGGUGGAGCUCUUAAACAUUGUACCUCUGAGAGAGCUGCACAUGGACAGUACUCUGAGAUGCCCCACCUGGCUUGUCAAUUUGAUUUGCCCUUGCAUACUGAAGCCAAAGGAGGGAUCAGCAGAGUUGCAGAAGGUCAAAGAUUUUAACAGAGCCUAUCAGAAAGCCAUGAGAGAUCUGGUAGAGUCUGGACACUACGACAAACAUGAGAACUUCACUGUGGUACUGCAGCCAUUCUUCAGAGAGGUGUUCCUGCCCAAACUCCAGGACGGUCGGCCUGAUCGCUCCUACUUCACCCCGGACUGUUUUCACCUCAGCCAAAAAGCCCACACGCUGAUGGCCCGCGCGCUCUGGAACAACAUGUUGGAGCCACUCGGCAACAAAACUUACACCCAAGACUUCACCCAGGGAAUCGCUCUGAAGUGUCCCUCUGAGACCACACCAUUCCUAAGAACUGCUCUCAACAGCAACUAUACAUUCUCCGGCCCGCCACCCGUUCCUCCUCCUAUUACAAACUGGGGUAGUGAUUUCUCCUGCGUGGACACAGCCCCAUCACAAUCUGUGCCCACCUCAGUUCACAGGUUACGCCCGGCUGACAUUAAGAUAGUAGGUGCUCUGGGAGACUCAAUCACAACUGGAUUUGGGGCCAAAGCAAAAAACCUUAUGCAGCUGAGGACAGAAUACAAAGGGGUAUCUUGGAGCAUUGGGGGUGAUCAAACACUGGAGAAAGUCACAACAUUACCAAACAUCCUAAGAAAGUUCAACCCUGACCUGAAAGGCAUGUCCACAGGACAAGGGAACCUAGUGCAGAGCAAAUUCAACAUGGCUGUGUCUGGAGCUAAAAUAGCGGGAAUCCCAGCUCAAGUGAGACGCCUCAUUGACGAUAUGAAAACUGACCCUUCUGUAGACUUUCAGAAUGACUGGAAGCUGAUUACCCUGUUCAUCGGAGGCAACGACCUGUGCUCAUACUGCAAUGACCGAGCUACACUGUCACCUCAGAACUAUAGUCGGCACAUGAUGGAGAGCCUGGACAUUCUGUACAAUGAGGUGCCCAGACUUCUGGUCAAUGUGUUGGAAAUCCUUCAGAUCGAGGGCCUUCGCAUGGUGAAGAGGGACAGUUUGGGCUGCAGCGUGUUGCAACAGUAUGUGUGCACGUGCUUCUUGGCUCCCGGUGAAAACUCUCCAGAACUAUCUGAAAUCAAACGUGUGAAUCAGGAGCUCCAGGUUGAGACGGAGAAGCUGGUGUACAGCGGUCGCUAUGAUGGCAGGGAGGAUUUUGCAGUUGUUGCUCAGCCUUUUUUCAAAAACUCCAUUGUUCCUCUGAAUGAUGAGGGCAGCCCCGAUACCACAUACUUUUCUGAGGACUGCUUCCACUUUAGCGAGCGAGGACAUUCCAACAUGGCCACCGCUCUAUGGAACAACAUGCUGGAGCCAGUGGGGAAGAAGCAGACAUUCAACAAUUUCUCAAAUGCCAGAAAUGACUUAAAGUGCCCCACUAAGGAUCAUCCAUACAUCUUCACCAAACUCAACAGCCUGCCACCUGAGACCACCACCUCUCCUCCCACCCCUCCCCCCACCACACCCUCCAUCCUCCCUGAAUGUGAGAACAGUGUACCCGUGUGGUUGUCUCCCGUGUUGGCUGUUGCAGGCCUGCUGAUAGGCUGUGCUGUCACAUGGCUCUUUUUCUCCUGCAGAGCCAAAAAGAACAAAAAGACCACCACCGUGGAAAUGAAUGGAACUAUGUUUUAAAGACUGUAAACAGUUGUACUAGAUUACUAAUUGUAUUACAAAGUAAUAUGUUCACUUAUGCAGUAACAGCUGGUUUAACAGCUUUAUAUUGAUGCCACAUGCUUGCCUAACAGUUUGACCACAGCCGUGUCUCUCAAAUGUGAGAGACCUCUCCUCCUGAAAAUGUUCAUAUAAUUCAGAACAAAAUAUAACUUCUUUUCCCUGAUAUAAAUAACAGUUGGCGCUUCAAUUGUUGAUUCUGCAGAAAUCCCGCUGUUUCUCAGUCCUCUUUUUUUUGUCUGUUUUUACUUGUCAGCCGCCAUGUUUUGUUUUUACAUGAGUGAAGCAUGCAUUUCUCUGAUUGGUUAAUGUGCCAAUCACGCCCUCUGGAAUUGGGGAGACAGGAGACAGUUCCAGACCCACUCAUCUUUGUAAGGUUUUGUCAGAGCAUGUGGUUCUGGCGGGCCAGGUAAACUUUACAGGCAGAAUAAUUAUUUUGCCUGUAUAGUUUAUAAUAGACUACUCCUUAUACUAACUUAAUUUGUUGCAUUUGCCUUGUAUAUUGAAGACAAAAUGCCCUUUAAUUAUGUUUUAAAUUGUGUUUUAUUUAUAAUGUUAAACAGAUAAUGCAUUAAGUGAACUUUGGAAUUGCCUGACUAGAAUAACAUAUGUAAGUCUAUUAUUCCAUUCAGAGACAGAACAAUAAUGCAACCUCACAGUGACCUAUUACAUAUAAU